Messenger RNA from Ylistrum balloti, 1665 nucleotides. RefSeq names its product autophagy-related protein 16-1-like. Bases 1 to 1527 code for a protein of 508 amino acids. The transcript is spliced from 17 exons. Gene Ontology annotation, cellular component: autophagosome membrane. The record is from RefSeq and is a predicted model, not a curated record. Gene Ontology annotation, molecular function: protein binding. Lineage: Eukaryota; Metazoa; Mollusca; Bivalvia; Pectinida; Pectinidae. Gene Ontology annotation, biological process: autophagosome assembly.
AUGGCGACUGCUGGAGUGAUCCAGUGGAAGGAAAAUUUAUUAUUACAGUUAAAAUGCCGAAACAAAAGACAGAAACAACCUUUCGAAGGAUUGAUUCAAUCACAUAACAAGUUAUUUGAAAAUGCUACAUCUCUGAAAUCCAAGAAUGUCCACCUUACUCUAGAGACUGAGAAACUGAAAGAAGAAAACCUUAGCUUGCAAAUCAAAGUAGAGAGUGGAGGCGGUAGUGGGGGAGGUAAUGCUGGGGAUAAGAAUUCCAACCUUGAACACAAGCUUUACAAACUACAAGAGGAGCUUACAGAACUUCACAGGAAAAGGAGUGAGAAUGCUCAACAAAUUAUAGACUUGAAUACUGCACUCCAGGAAAAGGAGAAAGAACUCCAGGCCAAAGACAACAGACUGAGUGAUGCAACAGCGACUGAACUUGCCAUGAAGAAUGCCAUUAAAAAUCUAGAACACACAAUAAUGGAGCUGGAGGCAACUAAUCAGAUGUUGAAGGAUGAACACCAGGCAUUACAGCUUGCAUUCACUGCUCUAGAAGAGAAGUACCGUAAAGCACAGGAAGAUAAUCGUGAAUUGGUGGAGCGCUGGAUGGACCAGAAAUCUAAAGACGCAGACAAACUUAAUGCCGAAAAUGACUAUGUCAUGAGGAGGCGACAAGCCAAACUUCAAAAAGAUUUAGCAGAAGCUGCUAGAGAGAAUGUCAGUAUAACUGAUGGAGCAAAAACAGCUGUGAUGGGCACUCGUAUAUGUCUCCAAGCCUCAUUGCCAGACAAAGCUCAAUAUAAAUUUGAUGCCCAUGAUGGAGAAGUGAAUGCUAUACAGUGGAGUCCAUCAGGGGCUAAAUUUGCUACAGGUGGCACAGACAGGAAGAUCAAACUUUGGGAGGUGAUGGCUGGUAAAUGUGAAAGUAAAGGGUUUCUCAUGGGCAGUAAUCAAGGAAUCACUUCGUUAGACUUCGACCUUGAGGAGACGUUGAUACUUGGAGCAUCUAACGAUUUUGCCAGUCGGGUGUGGUCACUAAAUGACCAGCGUCUCAGACACACACUGACAGGACACAGUGGAAAGGUACUGGCAGCCAAAUUUCUCGGAGAUUCCAGUAAGGUGGUCUCAGGAAGCCAUGACCGGACUCUGAAAAUUUGGGAUUUACACAGUCGAGCUUGUAAGCCAAACAUUCUUGUUAGACUGAAAUCCGAAAAAAACCGCAGUUCAUUGCUGUGCAGCACACGUGAUGACACAUUGAAGGUGAUUGAUCUUCGGAUGAACCAAGUCUCAAAAACUUUAUAUGCGGAUGACUUCAAAGUUGGCUGUGACUGGGCAAGAGCUGUAUUUAGUCCUGAUGGCAGCUACGCCCUGGCUGGAUCUAAUGACGGUGCCCUGUUCAUUUGGAACCUGGCUAAGAGUAAAGUGGAGAAAGUACUCAAAGAGCACAAUCAUGCUGUGAUUGCUUGUUCCUGGCAUCCAGUUGGAUCGUAUGUACUGAGUGGAGAAAGACAGAAGAAAGUUGUGUUAUGGUCCGAUCUUUAAAAGUUGUGUUAUGGUCCGAUCUUCAAAUGACUCAUUCCAGACAACAGGGCAAAACACAGACUGAAAGACUAUAUUCUGAGAGAAUAUCAAAUUACAAAUUAAAUUAAGAACUGAAUGUGAUUAAAAUGUGAUACUAUU